This is a messenger RNA of Lactuca virosa, 654 nucleotides long. The record is from the annotation of a GenBank genome assembly. Lineage: Eukaryota; Viridiplantae; Streptophyta; Magnoliopsida; Asterales; Asteraceae.
AUGAUUAUCAGGUUUUGUAUAUGGAAUACAGUCUCAAGCCUUCGCUUGCUUAACUUCUCAGAUCAGAUUCCAUCGUCUGAGAAAUUGAACAAGGCAAAGGAUUCUCUAACCAAAUCUCUUAACAACACACAAGAAUCUGUAAAGGAGAAAAGUCUCCGCACCAAGGCUUUGAUCGAGGAGUUGACAGUACUUCUCGGUAAGCUGCCGCCGAGCAAGUCGAACACCGGAAGAGAUCUGAUCCGUCGCUCGUUUUCCGCUCUCGGAGUCCUGACUGUUUUCGUCGGAAGCGUUUUGGUUACCGUCUUGUACGGGGAAUCCGAUGUAGCUAAGCUCUCAGUUCCGGUUGAGUUCCUCUGGGCCGACUCAGUCAACGGUCUGCAGACUCAAAUCUUUGACCUGAUAAAGCCGAAGCAAAAUGCGGUUUUGGAGCUUGAUAACAUCGCAAGCCGGGCGGCGGUAGUACUCGAUCUCCUCCAUGUCUUUGUUUCCGACGACGGAGAUAAAGUCGACGGCAAGGUUCGUUUGGAGGACGGCGUAAAGGAGCUGGGAACGGCGACGAAGAAGUUCUCGGAUGGUGUAGAUACGUUGACUAACGGAGUUAACGGUAUGUUUCGCACUGUUUUGAACACUCGUAACGGCCGUUUAGAUCUUUAG